UCCCAUGUCAAAUCUAAUUACAAGCACUCAAGACUGUGACUACCAGUUUGACAACAAGGGAAAGCACAUCUUGACAGCCAUAUGCACAGAAAAACACAUCUACCAGCCCUUCUCCAAUGAGGACGAUGGGAUAUCAUCUGCGGUGAGCCAGGAGCUCAGCUUUCAAAGCUCCAAGAGGAUCAGCAACAGAGCAUUUGAAGUGAACCCUAGUGAGAGCAAGCCUCUCCACUUUGAAGACCCUGAUGAUAAAGCUCCAGUCCAGACCAAGGACACUGCUCUGAGCACACUGCGGGACCUUGUGGAUUUAGCAGGCACAGACCUGGGAGAGAAGAGGCCCAGUCUUUUCCAUAAGCUGGUGUCCAGCCUGCGUGUCCUGAGGAAUGAGACCCUGAGCCAGACAGUCACUGAAAUGCUAGAUAUAUCAGGCUGGCUUACCUGGCAGGCUCUGCUCCAGUGUGGGACUCCAGAGUGCACCAGUGCCAUCCUCCAGGGAAUCAGGACUAUUGAUGGGGUGUCACUAGAAGUGGAUGCUCUAGUCUAUGGGCUGAGUCUUCAGGCUAACCCCAAUGCAGCACGUGUCAGAGAUAUGCUCAGCAUGGCUCAAUAUAAACAGAGCAAGGCAAUCAUGUAUGCUCUGGCCAACACAGUCAAGAAGUUCCAUAAAGGAGAGGUUACUCCAGUUGUCACAGAUGUGUCAAAGUUCAUGGAGACACUCCUAAAUGACUGCUCGGGAGAAAUCCUUGAUGAUGACUCUGAAUUUUUCACGGACCCCGAUGAGAUGUCCUUCCUUGUACUGAAGGUCGUUGGUGUCAUGGGCAAAGCCAUGCAAGCUGUCAGCCCCAGCUUGAUUUCCUCCAUUUUGCGAUGUGCUAAGAAAACAGACAUUCCUUUAUCUAACCAAAAGGCAGCUAUACAGGCCUUAAGGUUGAUGGACAUGAAUGAUGAGGUCAGAAGCAUUGUCAUGGAGAUUUACCAGGACACACAGAGCUCUGUUGAAAAACGUAUUGCAGCUUACCUGAUUUUGAUGAAGAACCCACAUCAAGCCCUUAUUAAAGACAUUGUGAACAAUUUGGAGAACGUGGGAGAUGAGCAGCUCAAGAGCUUCCUGGUCUCCCACCUGAACAACAUCCGCAACUCUGAUGAGCCACAGAUGUAUCAACUCAGGGAGUACAUUGAGUUGGCCUUGACAGACCGUCCAUCACCCACAAACAAGGUUUUUGAUGGCAUGUCACACAACUACAAAAUAGACUCUCGCCUGGGCUCAGCACACACCAACAUCAUCUUCGAUGGCAGAGACACUUUACCAAAGGAGGUGAUGCUGGAAACCACACUCAAGGUUUUUGAUUACAACUAUGAAAUCUUUGAGGUUGGUGUUGAGGGAACAGGAUUUGAACCAACCAUUGAUGCUCUUUUUGGAGAGAACGGUUUCUUCCCCGACUCCAUCUCCAAAAUCAUGUACUGGGCUGAGGACAAAGCCCAGGUGCUAGGAGUUGUUUUGGACAGAAUCGCCCCUGACAGAGAUAGAAUGAAAAGACAGGUCCCACAGGAUCUUCUGAAAUAUAUCACAAACAGCCUCCAGAAGCUCAUGAAUGAAGUCCGUUUCUCUCAAGCACCAGAGGCCAUCACCUAUCUCCGGCUUCUGGGAAAUGAGAUAGGAUAUCUGAAGUCCAGUGAAAUGAGAAAGAUGGUUGAAACUCUCAACAUGUACUACCAUGUUUUCUUCAUGUUUCUACCAGCCAAGUUCCUUUCAUCGUUGGUUUCCAGCACUGACAAUGAAGUCUUUGCCCACUAUAUCUUCAUGGAGAAUGCUUUCUCUCUACCUACUGCCUCUGGCUUCCCUCUGAAGUUCUCACUGGCUGGUGUGUUUGCACCUGGUGCCAAAGGAGGCCUGGUUCACUCAGGUCGUGGUGGGACGAAUAAAUUGUCUUUCAUGCCAUCACUUGGGCUAGAAUUCAUCACACAAAUGGGUGUGCACAUUCCAGACUAUGUGGAGGCUGGGCUUGAGAUGCAUACUAAUAUGUACCAUGAGAGUUCCAUCAAUGCUGAGGUCAUUGUGAACAAUAACCAGAUGAGACUGUCCAUACCUGCUCCUAAGUCAAACAUUCAGUUGAUUAGUAUUAGCAACAAGCUGCUGUCAGUCUCCUCUGGUCAAACACAAAUAGUGCCAUCCCUUUUGGAGGACAGGACUGACUCAACUGACUGCCAGCUCUUAUUCAGUGGUUUAAAAUUCUGCAAAAUAAUGCGUUACUCGAAUGCUGCUUCCAUGGAAAAGGCCCCAUAUUUCCCCCUGACUGGAGAAACCAUUUUUGCAGUGGAAAUCCAGCCCACAGGAGAAAUUUCAGAGUACACUGCCACCAUCACUGCUGAGAGACUCAGAGAGGGUAAAAAGGGUCAUCACAAAGUAGACACUCUGAAGCUAACCGUGAAGGCAGAAGGUGAUGAUUCCACAGAAACCACUGCAACUCUGAAAUACAACCGGAAUAAGAACAUUUUCACUACUGAGGUCGUCAUUCCUAACUAUGAUGUGGAAGCAGGCAUCAAGCUGGCAGUAACUGACAAUGAUGCUAAGGGAAAGAAGAUGCGAGGUAUCACCAUUGACAUUACAAACAGGAACAUCCCACAACUGACUCUUGUUGGACGUACAAGGCUUGACAUGAUGAAGGAUGCCAUGCUGCAACUCCAGAUGGUCAUCCCCUCUCUGAAAACAGAUGCGUCUGUCACUGCAACCCUAAAGAGGGAUAAGGAUGUGCUCAUGGACUUAGAGACAAUCAUCACCCUCCCUGAGACAUCGUACCAACAGAGAGCUUUACUCAGAUACGAUGAUGACAAGUUUGAAGUGGAACUGAAAUCCAACGUGAAUUCUGAGAUUCACAAAUUGAUCCCAGAUGUGGGAAAUUAUCAUGAGCUGCUGCAGCGGCUCAUUGAUGAUGUCCUGGACCAGAAAGUGGCAAAGUCUGAUAUGAAACUCCGUCAUAUAGUCAACAAAGGAAUUGAGGCAGGUAACAUAUGGCUGGACAAAUUAACAGCACGCAUUCCCUACCUUGAAAACCUGCGAAGUAAAAGGAGUAUCUCAGAUCUCACUUUGCCUGCUAUGCCUGAGAAACUGUUUCUACAGUCUGACAGCUUGUUCCGUUACCAGUUCAACAAGGACAAGAUGGCCAUCUCACUUUCUCUUCCAUUUGGAGGCAAAAAGUCAGAGGAACUUAACAUUCCAACCACUUUAUCUAUUCCCCUCAUAGAUUUACAAAUGAUAGGCCUACAUAUCCCCAUCAAAACCUAUCCAUUACCAUCAUUUACUAUACCAGCUUCUUUGGAUUUCACUGUACCCCUUCUUGGUCUGGCUGAAGCAUCCACCAAGAUCCACAGCAAUUUCUACCAAUGGGAAGGCUCAAUCGCUGGGGGCAACAACUCUGUUGAUUUCCCCAGCUACAUAGCACAGUACAAGGCCAUGGCUCAAUCACCUCUCAACUUAUUGUCAUACAAGCUUGAAGGUAAGCGCUUCCUUAAUUUUUUUUGCUUUUUGCUGUAUCCAAAUUGAAAAAUGGUUAAGACUACGCCAUCUUAGAAUAGUUUUCAUUAAAUUUAGUUUGUUCUAUCUGGAAAUCCAUCUGACACACAUUGCAGGGGUUCUUGCAAGAGGUGUUAAAAAGUGCAUCAACUAAUGCUUAA
Messenger RNA from Paralichthys olivaceus (Japanese flounder), 3669 nucleotides. The record is from RefSeq and is a predicted model, not a curated record. Lineage: Eukaryota; Metazoa; Chordata; Actinopteri; Pleuronectiformes; Paralichthyidae.